CAAACAUUUGGCUUCUUUAGCUCUCAUAAAACUCCAUACCCAUCCAACACAUGGCCGUCUAAUCAUUUUACUCAAUUAAAGAGCAAAACUUCUAAAUUUUAGUUUUAUUUUCUUGAGAGUGCACCGGAACAAAACAAAAAUAAUGGGAAGAGCACCAUGUUGUGAGAAAAUGGGGAUGAAGAGAGGGCCAUGGACUCCUGAAGAAGAUCAAAUCUUGAUUAAUUAUAUUCAUCUUUAUGGUCAUUCUAAUUGGCGAGCUCUUCCCAAACACGCAGGUUUACUUAGAUGUGGGAAGAGUUGCAGACUUCGUUGGAUCAAUUAUCUGCGACCAGACAUCAAACGUGGCAAUUUCACUCCUCAAGAAGAACAAACUAUCAUCAAUCUACAUGAAGUCUUGGGCAACAGAUGGUCUGCGAUAGCUGCAAAAUUGCCAGGACGAACCGACAAUGAAAUAAAAAAUGUUUGGCACACUCAUUUGAAGAAAAGACUCAACAAAAAUCAAAACAGUGGCGGAGACACCAAAGACAUAAACGGAAUCAACGAGACCACACGUGAAGAUAAAGAAUCUGUGAUUGUCGACGCGACCUCUCCGCAACAGUUUUCUAACAGUGUUACAACAUUUGAUAUUUCAAAUAACAACAAGGACGAAAUGAUGUCGUACGAGGAUAUUUCUGCAUUGGUUGACGAGAGUUUUUGGUCGGACGUCGUGUCGGUAGAUAAUUCGAAUAGUAAUGAGAAAAAGAUAGAAGACUGGGACGGAUUGAUAGAUAGGAACAGUACGAUAUAUAGUUAUAAUAAUUCCAAGUUGUAUAAUGAUGACAUGGAGUUUUGGUUUGAGCUUUUCACUACUAGUCGUAGAAUUGAGGUAUUUUCCGACAUACCGGAGUUUUAAGUUUCAUGUUGCGUUGUUUUUGUCUUUUUUCUUUUUCUUUUUUUUUUUGUAAUCCAAAUGAAUAUCAAUAAUUUAAAUGUCUUGUUUCCUCUCUUUCGUGUUUGCAUGUAAUUAUGAAUCUUA
Molecule: messenger RNA, 1015 nt
Organism: Thlaspi arvense
Lineage: Eukaryota; Viridiplantae; Streptophyta; Magnoliopsida; Brassicales; Brassicaceae
Source: the annotation of a GenBank genome assembly